Messenger RNA from Carlito syrichta (Philippine tarsier), 13359 nucleotides. RefSeq names its product FAT atypical cadherin 1 (gene FAT1). The transcript has 27 exons. The record is from RefSeq and is a predicted model, not a curated record. Gene Ontology annotation, molecular function: calcium ion binding. Gene Ontology annotation, biological process: homophilic cell-cell adhesion. Gene Ontology annotation, cellular component: plasma membrane. The coding region runs from base 18 to 13286 and encodes 4422 amino acids. Lineage: Eukaryota; Metazoa; Chordata; Mammalia; Primates; Tarsiidae.
UCCCUGAGAGUUGAGCGAUGGGGAGACGUUUGGCCUUGAUUCUGCUUCUGUUCCUCCUCCUCCUGCAGCAUUUUGGAGAUGGUGAUGGGAGCCCAAGACUUGAACAGACGCCUCCUCUUCAGUUUACACAUCUCCAGUACAAUGUCACCGUGCAUGAAAACUCUGCAGCUAAGACUUAUGUCGGGCAUCCGGUGAAAAUGGGUAUUUACAUGACAAAUCCAUUGUGGGAAUUAAGGUACAAAAUAAUCUCCGGAGACAACGAAAACCUGUUCAAAGCUGAAGAGUACAUUCUUGGAGACUUCUGCUUUCUAAGAAUAAGGACCAAAGGAGGAAAUACAGCUAUUCUUAAUAGAGAAGUGAAAGACCAUUACACACUGAUAGUCAAAGCAGUUGAAAAGAAUACUAAUGCUGAGGCUCGAACAAAGGUCAAGGUGCAGGUGCUGGAUACAAAUGACUUGAGACCAUUAUUCUCACCCACCUCAUAUAGCGUUUCUUUACCUGAAAACACAGCCAUAAGGACCAGUAUUGCAAGAGUCAGUGCCACAGAUGCAGACAUAGGGACCAAUGGAGAAUUUUACUACAGUUUUAAAGACCGAACAGAUAUGUUUGCUAUUCACCCAACCAGUGGUGCGAUUGUGUUGACUGGUAGACUGGAUUACGUAGAGACCAAGCUCUAUGAGAUUGAAAUCCUUGCUGUGGACCGUGGAAUGAAAUUGUAUGGGAGCAGUGGCAUCAGCAGUAUGGCCAAGCUCACGGUGCGUGUGGAACAGGCUAAUGAGUGUGCACCUGUGAUAACAGCAGUGACGUUGUCACCAUCAGAACUAGACCGGGACCCAACGUAUGCAAUUGUGACGGUAGAUGACUGUGACCAGGGUGCCAAUGGGGAAAUAGCGUCUUUAAGCAUUGUGGCAGGUGACCUUCUUCAGCAGUUCAGAACAGUCAGGUCCUUUCCCGGGAGUAAAGAAUAUAAAGUCAAAGCCAUUGGUGGCAUUGAUUGGGACAGUCAUCCUUUUGGCUGCAAUCUGACACUUCAGGCUAAAGAUAAAGGAUCUCCACCCCGGUUCUCUCCUGUAAAAGUAAUUCAUGUGACUUCUCCACAGUUCAAAGCUGGGCCAGUCAAGUUUGAAAAGGAUGUUUACAGAGCAGAAAUAAGUGAAUUUGCUCCUCCCAACACACCUGUGGUCAUGGUAAAAGCCAUUCCUAGUCAUUCCCACUUGAGGUAUGUCUUUAAAAGUACACCUGGAAAAGCUAAAUUCCACUUAAAUUACAACACAGGUCUCAUUUCCAUUUUAGAACCAAUUAAGAGACAGCAGGCAUCCUAUUUUGAACUUGAAGUAACGACAAGUGACAGAAAAGCCUCCACCAAGGUCUUGGUGAAAGUUUUAGGGGCAAACAGCAAUGCCCCUGAAUUUACCCAGACAACAUACAAAGCAUCUUUUGAUGAGAACGUGCCCAUUGGAACUACUGUCACAAGCGUGAGUGCGGUAGAUCCUGAUGAGGGGGAGAAUGGAUAUGUGACAUACAGUAUUACAAAUUUAAACCACGUGCCAUUUGUAAUUGACCACUUCACUGGGGCUGUGAGUACUUCAGAAAACCUGGACUAUGAACUGAUGCCUCGGGUUUAUACCCUGCGGGUUCGUGCAUCGGACUGGGGCUUGCCGUACCGCCGGGAAGUGGAAGUCCUUGCUACAAUUACACUUAACAACUUGAAUGACAACAUACCCUUGUUCGAGAAAAUAAAUUGUGAAGGAACAAUUCCCAGGGAUCUAGGUGUGGGAGAGCAAAUAACGACUGUCUCUGCUAUUGAUGCAGAUGAACUUCAGUUGGUACAAUAUCAGAUUGAAGCUGGCAAUGAACUAGGUUUGUUUAGUUUAAACCCCAACUCUGGGGUGUUAUCAUUAAAGCAGUCGCUCAUGGAUGGCUUAGGUGCAAAGGUGUCUUUCCAUAGUCUGAGAAUUACAGCUACAGAUGGGGAAAAUGUUGCCACGCCUUUAUAUAUCAACAUAACCGUGGCUGCCGGCCGCAAGCUGGUCAACUUGCAGUGUGAAGAGACUGGUGUUGCCAAAUUGCUGGCAGAGAGACUCCUGCAAGCAAACAAGUUACACAGUCAAGGAGAGAUCGAGGAUGUUUUCUUUGAUUCUCACUCUGUCAAUUCACAUGCACCACAGUUUAGAAGUACUCUUCCAUCCCGUAUUGAGGUAAAGGAAAACCAGCCUGUGGGAUCCAGUGUGAUUUUCAUGAAUGCUACUGACCUUGACAGCAGCUUCAAUGGAAAACUGGUGUAUGCUAUUUCUGGAGGAAAUGAGGAUGGUUGCUUCAUCAUUGACAUGGAAACAGGAAUGCUAAGAAUUUUAUCUCCACUUGACCGAGAGACAACAGACAAAUAUACUCUGAAUAUUACUGCAUAUGACCUUGGUCUACCCCAGAAGGCCGCUUGGCAUCUUCUAGAUGUAGUAGUUCUGGAUGCCAAUGACAAUCCACCUGAGUUUUUGCAGGAGAGCUAUUUUGUUGAAGUGAGUGAAGACAAGGAGUUGCAUAGUGAAAUCAUCCAGGUUGAAGCCACGGAUAAAGAUCUAGGGCCCAAUGGCCAGGUGACAUACUCUCUUCUGACAGACACAGAUCAGUUUUCAGUUGACAGUGUGACUGGUGUUGUUAAAAUUAUGCACCCUUUGGAUCGAGAAGUGCAGCAUGUGCACUACUUGAAGGUCGAAGCCAGGGAUCAAGCCAGAGAAGAGCCCCAGUUGUUUUCCACAGUACUUCUGAAAGUAUCACUAGACGAUGUUAAUGACAACCCACCGAAGUUUAUUCCCUCUAAUUACCAUGUGAAAGUUCGAGAGGAUCUUCCAGAAGGAACCAUCGUCAUGUGGCUAGAAGCAUAUGAUCCCGACGUAGGUCAAUCUAGUCAAGUGAGAUUCAGCCUUAUGGACCAUGGAGAAGGAAACUUUGAUGUGGACAAACUCAGUGGCGCAGUCAGAAUUGUACAGCAGUUGGACUUUGAGAAGAAGCAAGUGUAUAAUCUCACUGUGAGGGCCAAGGACAAAGGGAAGCCAGUUUCUCUGUCUUCCACUUGCUUUGUUGAAGUUGAGGUGGUUGACGUGAAUGAGAAUUUGCACCCACCAGUGUUUUCCAGCUUCGUGGAGAAGGGCGUUGUGAAGGAAGAUGUGCCUGUGGGUUCGUCAGUAAUGACAGUGUCGGCUCAGGAUGAGGACACAGGAAGAGAUGGGGAGAUCCGAUAUUCUAUCAGAGAUGGUUCUGGUGUUGGUGUUUUCAAGAUAGACGAAGAAACAGGUGUCAUAGAAACUUCUGAUCGACUGGACCGUGAAUCAACCCCCCAUUAUUGGCUGACAGUCUACGCAGUCGAUCAGGGUGUCGUGCCUCUGUCCUCAUUUAUAGAGAUCUACAUAGAGGUGGAGGAUGUCAAUGACAAUGCACCACAGACAUCAGAGCCUGUUUAUUAUCCAGAAAUAAUGGAAAAUUCUCCAAAGGAUGUAUCUGUGGUCCAAAUUGAGGCAUUUGAUCCAGAUUCUAGUUCUAAUGAUAAGCUGAUGUACAAAAUUACAAGUGGAAAUCCACAAGGAUUUUUUUCAAUACAUCCUAAAACAGGUCUCAUCACAACUACAUCAAGGAAACUAGACCGAGAACAGCAAGAUGAACACAUAUUAGAAGUUACUGUGACAGACAACGGUAGUCCCUCCAAAUCAACCAUUGCAAGAGUCAUUGUGAAAAUCCUCGAUGAAAAUGACAACAAACCUCAGUUCCUGCAAAAGUUCUACAAAAUCCGACUCCCAGAGAGGGAAAAACCUGACCGAGAAAGAUAUGCCAAGCGGGAGCCUCUCUAUCGUGUCAUAGCCACAGACAAAGACACAGGUCCCAAUGCAGAAAUCUCCUACAGCAUCGAAGAAGGGAAUGAGCAUGGCAGAUUCUUCAUUGAACCCAAAACUGGAGUGGUUUCGUCCAAGAAGUUGUCUGCAGCUGGAGAAUAUGAUAUUCUUUCAAUUAAGGCAGUUGAUAAUGGUCGCCCUCAAAAGUCAUCAACCACUAGACUCCAUGUUGAAUGGAUCUCUAAACCCAAACCAUCCCUGGAACCAAUUUCCUUUGAAGAAUCGUUUUUUACCUUUACUGUGAUGGAAAGCGACCCGGUUGCCCACAUGAUUGGAGUCAUAUCUGUUGAGCCUCUUGGCACACCUCUCUGGUUUGACAUCAUUGGUGGCAACUACGACAGUCACUUUGAUGUGGACAAGGGCACUGGAACCAUCAUCGUUGCCAAGCCUCUUGAUGCAGAACAAAAGUCCAACUAUAACCUCACAGUCGAGGCAACGGAUGGAACCACUACCAUCGUCACGCAGGCGUGCAUCAAAGUCAUAGACACGAACGACCAUCGUCCUCGGUUUUCUGCCUCCAAAUACGAUGCCAUCAUUCCAGAAGAUACGGUGCCAGAAACGGAGAUUUUGCAAGUCAGCGCCACGGAUAAGGAUGAGAAAAACAAACUAAUCUAUACGCUGCAGAGUAGCGCAGAUCCGCUGAGCCUCAAGAAGUUUCGUCUCGACCCUGCAACCGGCUCUCUCUAUACUUCUGAGAAGCUCGAUCACGAAGCCACGCGCCAGCACGUCCUUACAGUCAUGGUGCGGGAUCAAGAUGUCCCUGUGAAACGCGACUUUGCAAGGAUUAUGAUCAAUGUCGGCGACACGAAUGACCAUGCCCCGUGGUUCACCAGUUCCUCCUACGAAGGACGGGUUUAUGAGUCAGCAGCCAUUGGAUCAGUUGCGCUGCAGGUUACAGCUCUGGACAAAGACAAAGGGGAAAACGCUGAAGUGCUGUACUCGAUCGAAUCAGGAAAUAUUGGAAACUCUUUUACAAUUGAUCCCAUCUUGGGCUCUAUAAAAACUGCCAGAGAAUUAGAUCGAAGUAACCAAGUGGAAUAUGAUUUGAUGAUAAAGGCUACAGAUAAAGGCCACCCACCAAUGAGUGAAAUAACGUCUGUGCAUAUCUUUGUCACAGUUGCUGACAAUGCCUCUCCUAAGUUUACAUCAAAAGAAUAUUCUGUUGAAAUUAGUGAAGCUACCAACAUUGGGAGCUUUGUGGGAAUGGUGACAGCCCAUGGUCAAUCAUCAGUGGUAUAUGAAAUAAAAGAUGGAAAUAUAGGUGAUGCUUUUGAUAUUAACCCACAUUCUGGAAGCAUCAUCACUCAGAAAGCCCUGGAUUUUGAAACUUUGCCCAUUUACACAUUGACAAUACAAGGAACUAACAUGGCUGGUUUGUCCACUAACACAACUGUUCUGGUGCAGCUACAGGAUGAGAAUGACAACUUGCCAGUUUUCAUGCAGGUGGAAUACACAGGACUCAUUAGUGAAUCAGCUUCCAUGAACAGCGUGGUCCUGACAGACAGGAAUGUCCCACUCGUGAUUCGAGCAACUGAUGCUGAUACAGAAUCAAAUGCUUUGCUUGUUUAUCACAUUGUUGACCCAUCUGUACACAAGUAUUUUGCUAUUGAUUCUAGCACUGGUGCUAUUCAUACAGUACUAAGUCUGGAUUAUGAGGAAACAAGUGUUUUUCACUUUACUGUACAGGUGCAUGACAUGGGAACCCCACGAUUAUUUGCUGAAUAUGCAGCUAAUGUGACUAUCCAUGUAAUUGAUAUUAAUGACUGCCCUCCUGUGUUCUCCAAGUCAUUCUUUGAAGCAUCUCUUUUGUUGCCAACAUACAGAGGAGUAAAAGUGCUCACGGUGAAUGCUACAGAUGCUGACUCAAGCAUGUUUUCACAGUUAAUAUACUCCAUCACUGAAGGCAACAUCGGGGAGAAGUUUUUUAUGGACUACAAGACUGGUACUAUAACUGUGCAAAACACAACUCAGUUAAGGAGCCGCUACGAGUUAACCAUUAGAGCUUCUGAUGGCAGAUUUGCCAGCUUUACCUCUGUGAAAAUUAAUGUGAGAGAAGGUAAAGAAAGUCAACUAAAGUUUACCCAAGAUUUCUACUCUGCAGUAGUGAGAGAGAAUUCCACCGAAGCCAAAACAUUAGCUGUCAUUACUGCUGUUGGGAAUCCAAUCAGUGAGCCUUUGUUUUUUCAGAUCCUCAACCCAGACCGCAGAUUUAAAAUCAGCCGCACUUCAGGAGUCCUUUCAACCACUGGGGUACCCUUUGAUCGCGAACAGCAGGAAGCAUUCGAUGUGGUUGUAGAAGUGACAGUCGAAGAUAAGCCUUCAGCAGUGGCCCAUGUUGUCGUGAAGGUCACCGUCGAAGACCAGAAUGAUAACGCCCCAGUGUUUGUCAACCUUCCCUACUAUGCUGUUGUUAAAGUGGACACAGAGGUGGGCCAUGUCAUUCGCUAUGUCACAGCCGUAGACAGGGACAGUGGCAGAAACGGGGAGGUGCAUUACUACCUUAAGGAACAUCAUGAACAUUUUCAAAUUGGACCCUCCGGUGAAAUUUUACUGAAAAAGCAGUUUGAACUCGACACCUUAAAUAAAGAAUACCUUGUUACAGUGGUUGCCAAAGACGGAGGAAACCCAGGCUUUUCAGCUGAAGUCAUCGUUCCCAUCACAGUUAUGAAUAAAGCCAUGCCUGUGUUCGAAAAGCCUUUCUACAGUGCCGAGAUUCCCGAGAACAUCCAGAUACACAGUCCCGUUGUCCACGUGCAGGCCAACAGUCCCGAAGGGUUGAAGGUGUUCUACAGCAUCCCGGAUGGAGAUCCUUUUGGUCAGUUCACCAUUAACUUCAACACUGGGGUGAUAAAUGUCGUGGCACCUCUGGACUUUGAGUCUCACCCAGCAUAUAAACUGAGCAUACGAGCCACCGAUUCUUUGACAGGUGCCCAUGCUGAGGUGUUCGUGGACAUAAUCGUGGAAGACAUCAACGACAACCCCCCUGUGUUUGUUCAGCAGUCUUACGCAGCAACCCUGUCUGAGGCAUCCGUAAUUGGAACAUCUGUUGUUCAAGUGAGAGCAACAGAUUGCGAUUCAGAACCAAAUAGAGGCAUUUCAUAUCAGAUGUUUGGGAAUCACAGCAAGAGUCAUGACCAUUUCUACAUAGAUGGCAGCACUGGUCUCAUUUCUUUAGUCAGAACCUUGGAUUAUGAGCAGUCCCAGCAGCACAAGAUUUUCGUGAGGGCCGUUGAUGGUGGCAUGCCCCCACUGAGCAGUGACGUGACUGUCACAGUGGUUGUCACUGACCUCAAUGAUAAUCCACCACUCUUUGACCAGCAGAUUUAUGAAGCCAGAAUUAGUGAGCAUGCCACUCCUGGGCACUUUGUGACUUGUGUCAAAGCUUAUGAUACAGACAGUUCAGACAUAGGCAAGUUGGAAUAUUCCAUUCUGUCUGGCAAUGAUCAUAAAAAUUUUGUCAUUGACAGUGAAACAGGCAUCAUCACACUCUCAAACCUGCGCCGGCACACUUUAAAGCCGUUUUAUAGCCUUAACGUUUCUGUUUCUGAUGGAGUUUUUAGAAGUUCAGCUCAGGUUCAUGUAACUGUAAUUGGAGGCAAUUUAUAUAGCCCUGCUUUUCUUCAGAAUGAAUAUGAAGUAGAGCUAGCUGAAAACGCUCCCAUACACACCCUGGUAAUCCAGGUUAAAGCAAUGGAUGGGGAUUCUGGUAUUUAUGGUCACAUUACUUACCAUAUUGUAAAUGACUUUGCCAAAGACAGAUUUUACACAAAUGAAAAAGGACAGAUAUUUACUUUGGAAAAACUUGAUCGAGAAACCCCAGUGGAGAAAGUGAUCUCUGUGCGUUUAAUGGCUAAGGAUGCUGGGGGAAAAGUUGCUUUCUGCACCGUUAAUGUCAUCCUUACAGAUGACAAUGAUAACGCACCUCAAUUUCGGGCAACCAGAUAUGAAGUGAACAUCGGAUCCAGUGCUGUCAAAGGCACUUCGGUCGUGAAAGUACUGGCAAGUGACGCUGAUGAGGGAUCCAAUGCUGAUGUCGCCUAUGCCAUCGAAGCAGAUUCUGAAAGUGUUCAAGAGAAUUUGGAAAUUAACAAACUAUCUGGCGUAAUUACUACAAGGGAAAGCCUAGUUGGCUUAGAAAAUGAGUUCUUCACCUUCUUUGUCAGAGCCGUGGAUAAUGGGUCUCCACCACGAGAAUCCGUUGUUCCUGUCUAUGUUAAAAUACUUCCACCAGAAAUGCAGCUUCCCAAAUUUUCAGAACCUUUCUAUACCUAUACAGUUUCAGAAGACAUGCCUAUUGGAACAGAAAUAGAUCUCAUCCGGGCAGAACACAGCGGGACUGUUCUUUACAGCCUAAUCAAAGGGAAUACUCCAGAAAGUAAUAGGGAUGAAGCCUUUGUGAUUGAUAGACAGAGUGGGAGACUGAAACUGGAGAAGAGCCUUGAUCAUGAGACAACUAAGUGGUACCAGUUUUCCAUACUGGCCAGGUGCACCCAAGAUGACUAUGAGAUGGUGGCUUCUGUAGAUGUUAGCAUCCAAGUGAAAGAUGCAAAUGAUAACAGCCCGGUCUUGGAAUCCAGUCCAUAUGAGGCAUUUGUUGUUGAAAACCUGCCAGGGGGAGCUAGAGUCAUUCAGAUCAGGGCAUCUGAUCCAGACUCAGGAACCAACGGCCAAGUUAUGUACAGCCUGGAUCCGUCACAAAGUGUGGAAGUCACUGAAUCUUUUGCCAUAAACAUGGAAACAGGCUGGAUUACAACCCUAAAGGAACUUGACCAUGAAAAGAGAGACAAUUACCAGAUUAAGGUGGUUGCAUCUGAUCAUGGUGAAAAGGUUCAGCUCUCCUCCACAGCUGUGGUGGAUGUUACUGUCACUGAUGUCAACGAUAGUCCACCACGAUUCACGGCCGAGAUCUAUAAAGGGACAGUGAGUGAAGAUGACCCUCCAGGGGGUGUAAUCGCCAUCUUGAGUACCACGGACGCUGAUUCUGAGGAGAUUAACAAACAGGUUGCAUAUUUCAUAACAGGAGGGGAUGCUUUGGGACAGUUUGCUGUUGAAAAUGUACAGAAUGAAUGGAAGGUCUAUGUGAAGAAACCUCUGGACAGGGAGAAGAGGGACAAUUAUCUUCUGACGAUCACAGCAACUGAUGGAACCUUCUCAUCAAAAGCUAUAGUUGAAGUCAAAGUUCUUGAUGCAAAUGACAAUAGUCCAGUGUGUGAAAAGAUUUUGUAUUCAGAUACCAUUCCUGAAGACGCCCUUCCUGGGAAAUUGAUCAUGCAGAUCUCUGCUACAGAUGCAGACAUCCGUUCCAAUGCUGAAAUUACUUACACAUUAUUUGGUUCAGGUGCAGAAAAAUUCAAACUAAAUCCAGACACAGGUGAACUGAAAACAUUAGCCCCCCUCGAUCGUGAGGAACAGGCAGUUUAUAAUCUUCUCGUCAGGGCCACAGAUGGAGGCGGAAGAUUCUGCCAAGCCAAUAUUGUGCUCACUUUGGAAGAUGUGAAUGAUAAUGCCCCUGAAUUCUCUGCUGAUCCUUACACCAUUACCGUAUUUGAAAACACAGAGCCUGGAACACUGUUGACAAGAGUGCAGGCCACAGAUGCAGAUGCAGGAUUGAAUCGAAAGAUUUCCUACUCACUGACUAACUCUGCUGAUGGGCAGUUCUCCAUUAAUGAAUUAUCUGGAAUUAUUCAGUUAGAAAAGCCUUUAGAUCGAGAACUCCAGGCAGUAUAUACCCUCACUUUGAGAGCUGCAGAUCAAGGCUUGCCAAGGAGGCUGACAGCCACCAGCACCGUUGUUGUAUCAGUUCUGGAUAUAAAUGACAACCCUCCCGUGUUUGAAUACCGUGAAUAUGGCGCCACGGUGUCUGAGGACAUUCUUACUGGAACAGAAGUUCUUCAGGUGUAUGCGGCAAGUCGGGAUAUUGAAGCAAAUGCAGAAAUCACCUACUCAAUAAUUAGUGGAAAUGAACAUGGAAAAUUCAGCAUAGAUUCUAAAACAGGGGUCGUGUUUGUCAUUGAGCAUCUGGAUUAUGAAAGCGCUCAUGAGUAUUACCUCACCGUGGAGGCUGCUGACGGAGGCACACCCUCACUGAGCGACGUGGCAACGGUGAACGUUAAUGUCACAGAUGUCAAUGACAAUAGCCCAGUGUUCAGCCAAGACACCUAUACGACUGUGAUCAGUGAAGAUGCUGUUCUUGAGCAGUCAGUCAUUACAGUUAUGGCUGAUGACGCUGAUGGACCUUCAAACAGCCACAUCCACUAUGCAAUUAUAGAUGGCAACCAAGGAAGUCCAUUUACCAUCGACCCUGUGAAGGGAGAAGUCAAAGUGACCAAACUUCUAGACCGAGAAACAAUUUCAGGCUACACGCUCACCGUUCAGGCUUCUGAUAGCGGCAGCCCCCCCAGAGUCAACACCACGAAGGUGAACAUUGACGUGUCCGAUGUCAACGACCACGCGCCCGUCUUCUCUCAGGGAAACUACAGCGUGAUUAUCCAGGAAAACAAGCCAGUAGGUUUCAGUGUGCUGCAGCUGGUCAUCACAGACGAGGACUCUUCCCACAAUGGGCCACCCUUCUUCUUUUCUAUUGUGAGUGGAAAUGACGAUGGCGCAUUUGACAUUAGCCAGCAAGGAGUCCUGCUGACUUCGGCCGCCAUCCAGAAGAAAGCGAAAGACCGUUACAUUCUGCAUGUUAAGGUGGCAGAUAACGGGAAGCCUCCGCUGUCGUCUGGGACACACAUCGACAUUAGAGUGGUUGAGGAGAGCAUCUAUCCACCUGCAAUUUUGCCCCUAGAAAUCUUCAUUACUGCUUUUGGAGAGGAGUACUCGGGUGGCGUCAUUGGGAAGAUUCAUGCCACAGACCAAGAUGUGUAUGACACACUCACCUACAGUCUGGAUCCCCAGAUGGACAACCUGUUCUCUGUUUCCAGCACGGGGGGCAAGAUAAUAGCACACAAAAAGCUAGACAUAGGGCAGUAUCUUCUCAACGUCAGCGUGACCGAUGGGAGGUUCACCACAGUGGCUGACAUCACGGUGCACAUCAGACAGGUCACACAGGAGAUGCUGAACCACACCAUUGCUGUCCGCUUUGCCAACCUCACCCCAGAGGAAUUUGUGGGUGACUACUGGCGCAACUUUCAGCGAGCCUUACGGAAUAUCCUGGGCGUGAGGAGGAGUGACAUACAUGUAGUCAGUCUGCAGCCCUCUGAGCCUCAUCCACAUCUGGAGGUCUUACUUUUUGUAGAGAAGUCAGGUAGUACCCAGGUUUCAACGAAACAGCUUCUGCAUAAGAUCAAUUCUUCUGUGGCUGAUAUUGAGGAAAUCAUCGGUGUUAGAAUAUUGGAUGUGUUCCAGAAGCUCUGUGCAGGACUGGAUUGCCCGCGGAAAUUCUGUGAUGAAAAGGUGUCUGUGGAUGAAAAUGUUAUGUCAACACACAGCACAGCCAGGCUGAGUUUUGUGACUCCCCGCCACCGUCGAACAGCAGUGUGUCUCUGCAAAGAGGGGAAAUGCCCACCUGUCUACCAUGGAUGUGAAGACAGCCCGUGCCCCGAGGGAUCUGAAUGUGUCUCUGAUCCCAGAGAGGAGAAGCACACCUGUGUCUGUCCCGGAGGCAGGUUUGGUCAGUGCCCAGGGAGUUCAUCUAUAACAUUUACCGGAAACAGCUUUGUGAAGUACCGCCUAAUGGAAAAUGAAAAUAAAUUGGAGAUGAAACUGACAAUGAGAAUCAGAACCUAUUCUACCCAUGCAGUUGUAAUGUACGCUCGAGGAACUGACUAUAGUAUUUUGGAGAUUCAUAAUGGAAGGCUCCAGUACAAGUUUGACUGUGGAAGUGGCCCUGGAAUUGUCUCUGUUCAGAGCAUUCAAGUCAAUGAUGGGCAGUGGCAUGCUGUGUCUCUUGAAGUGAAUGGAAACUAUGCUCGAUUGGUUCUAGACCAGGUCCACACUGCGUCAGGCACAGCCCCAGGGACCCUGAAAACCCUGAACCUGGAUAACUAUGUGUUUUUUGGUGGCCACAUCCGUCAGCCAGGAACAAGGCAUGGAAGAAGUGCCCAAGUUGGUAAUGGUUUCAGGGGUUGUAUGGAAUCCAUCUAUCUGAAUGGGCAGGAGCUCCCCUUAAAUAGCAAGCCAAGAAGCUAUGCACACAUUGAAGAGUCGAUGGAUGUGUCUCCUGGGUGCCUGCUGACGGCUACAGAAGACUGCUCCAGCAACCCUUGCCAGAACGGAGGUGUCUGCCAUCCGUCGCCUGCUGGAGGUUAUUACUGCAAAUGCAGUGCCUUAUAUAUAGGGACAUACUGUGAGGUGAGUGUCAACCCGUGUUCCUCCAACCCAUGCCUCUACGGUGGCACAUGCAUCGUGGACAAUGGAGACUUCGUUUGCCAGUGCAGAGGAUUAUAUACUGGUCAGAGGUGCCAGCUUAGUCCAUACUGCAAAGAUGAGCCCUGUAAAAACGGUGGGACGUGCUUUGACAGUUUGGAUGGUGCCGUGUGUCAGUGUGAUUCGGGCUUCAGGGGAGAAAGGUGUCAGAGUGACAUUGACGAAUGUGCUGGAAACCCCUGCCGGAACGGGGCCCUCUGUGAGAACACACAUGGCUCCUACCACUGCAACUGCAGCCACGAGUACAAGGGAAGACACUGUGAGGACGCCGCCCCCAAUCAAUACGUGUCCACCCCGUGGAAUAUCGGUUUGGCAGAAGGAAUAGGGAUUAUUGUGUUCAUAGCAGGGACCUUUCUACUGGUGGUUGUGUUUGUUCUCUGCCGCAAGAUGAUCAGUCGAAAGAAGAAACACCAGGCCGAACCUGAAGACAAACACUUGGGACCACCCACGGCUUUCUUGCAAAGACCAUAUUUUGAUUCAAAGCUAAAUAAGAACAUUUACUCAGACAUACCACCCCAGGUGCCUGUCCGUCCCAUUUCUUACACUCCCAGCAUUCCGAGUGACUCUCGAAACAACCUUGACCGAAAUUCCUUUGAAGGGUCUGCUAUCCCAGAGCACCCUGAAUUCAGUACUUUCAACCCCGAGUCUGGGCACGGACACCGAAAAGCUGUGGCUGUCUGCAGCGUGGCCCCCAACCUGCCGCCCCCACCUCCCUCCAACUCCCCUUCAGACAGUGACUCCAUCCAGAAGCCCAGCUGGGACUUUGACUACGACACUAAGGUGGUGGAUCUGGAUCCCUGCCUUUCCAAGCAGCCUCUGGAGGAGAAGCCCUCUCAGUCCCACAGUGCCCGGGAGAGCCUGUCUGAAGUGCAGUCCCUGAGCUCCUUUCAGUCGGAGUCGUGUGAUGACAACGCUUCCAUUGUGACCGUAAUACACCUUGUCAAUGCUGUAGUUGACACGGUGAAUAAAGAAGAAUCUUUGGCUGCUGCUGACCUCAGCAAAUCAAGAGGUGACUUAUGCAUGCCAGUUGUUCAUUGAUACUCACUGAAAGAAGUUGGUGCAGAUCUGAUCCAGUGCUGGCUUGCUUCACGUGGAUGCACGGUGUCUGCAG